Molecule: messenger RNA, 1217 nt
Organism: Hipposideros armiger (great roundleaf bat)
Lineage: Eukaryota; Metazoa; Chordata; Mammalia; Chiroptera; Hipposideridae
Gene: TNNT2
Product: troponin T2, cardiac type
Exons: 16
Coding region: 146-1021 (291 amino acids)
Biological process (GO): sarcomere organization; cardiac muscle contraction; regulation of muscle contraction
Cellular component (GO): troponin complex
Molecular function (GO): troponin I binding; troponin C binding; tropomyosin binding
Source: RefSeq, a predicted model, not a curated record
CCACCUUUUGGAGGCGGCCCCUCAGGGGUGGGACUCCAAGGAGAAGGGCGCGCAGCCCCUGUUAGCACCCGGAAGCUGGGUUUGAGUCCCAGCUCUGCCGGUGAAGACAUGACGUAGCUGGGAAGUCUCAGGGAGAGCAGAGACCAUGUCUGACACGGAAGAGGUGGCGGAGGAGUACGAAGGGGAGCAGGAAGAAGCAGCUGUGGAAGAGCAGGAAGAGGCAGCGGAAGAAGAGGCAGGAGAAGCAGAGGCUGACGGAGAGGCAGAGCCCGAGGAGCCCCAUGCAGAAGAAGACGGACAAGAGGCGGAAGCUAAGGAGGCUGACGAUGGCCCGGUGGAGGAGUCCAAACCCAAGCCCAGGCCUUUCAUGCCCACCCUGGUGCCACCCAAGAUCCCCGGGGGAGAGAGAGUAGACUUCGACGACAUACACCGGAAGCGCAUGGAGAAGGACCUGAACGAGCUGCAGACGCUGAUCGAGGCUCACUUUGAGAACAGGAAGAAGGAGGAGGAGGAACUCGUUUCCCUCAAAGACAGGAUCGAGAAGCGGAGGGCGGAGCGGGCAGAGCAGCAGCGCAUCCGCAGUGAGAGGGAGAAAGAGCGACAGGCGCGCAUGGCGGAGGAGCGGGCCCGACGGGAGGAGGAGGAGAACAGGAGGAAGGCGGAGGACGAGGCCCGCAAGAAGAAGGCUCUGUCCAACAUGAUGCAUUUCGGAGGCUACAUCCAGAAGGCCCAGACGGAGCGGAGAAGUGGGAAGAGGCAGACGGAGCGGGAAAAGAAGAAGAAGAUCCUGGCGGAGAGGAGGAAGGCGCUGGCCAUCGACCACCUGAACGAAGACCAGCUGAGGGAGAAGGCCAAGGAGCUGUGGCAGAGCAUCUACAACCUGGAGGCGGAGAAGUUCGACCUGCAGGAGAAGUUCAAGCAGCAGAAAUACGAAAUCAAUGUUCUCCGAAACAGGAUCAACGACAACCAGAAAGUCUCCAAGACCCGCGGGAAGGCCAAAGUCACAGGGCGCUGGAAGUAGAGGCAGCCGCCUCCUUCAGCACAGACCUGCUCCGCGCUGUGUCCCUGCCCUGCGUGCCCCCAGCUCCUGGGGCCCUCCCGCCACGGGGGGCAGCUCCGGUCUGGACACCAGGAGUUGGCCCCGCCGGAAGCCGCCGCUCAUGCCCGCACCCCACAUGCCCACAGCACGCCAGUAAUAAAAGCCACCGCACACGGAA